CCGCGUUGGCUCUGUAAAGUGGUGAAAAGUUUCAGACCCCCUCCCCUGGAUGUUUUUGUUGGGGGAAAAGUUGUUGGAAGUUAGGUCGUGUGAAUGUAGCGUGUCCGUCGGUUUUCGCCCCUCGGUAGCAGGGGGAAUGCGAUUUUUACCUCCUUUAAAGUCGGACAGCGAGCUUCUGGAGCAGGGUUUGUUCUCUUCACGUCCUCUGGCUCGGUUUAAAGAAUCCAAGUUUCACCUCUGUUAGCCGCACAGCUAGCUAAGUGAACGCUACCUCGCCUCUAGAGUGCUUCUUCUGGUGACUUCCAGCCUUUUUGGGAGGAAUAAAACCAACCGCAGAGAUGGCGGAAACCAAAAUAAUAUACCACAUCGACGAAGAGGAGACGCCGUAUUUGGUGAAGAUACCUAUUGCUGCCGAAAAUAUCACUUUGCUGGAUUUUAAACAGGUCUUGAACAAGCCAAACUACAAAUUCUUCUUCAAGUCUAUGGACCAGGACUUCGGGGUGGUGAAGGAAGAGAUCUCUGAUGACAGCGCCAAGCUGCCAUGUUUCAACGGCAGAGUGGUAUCAUGGCUGGUAUCUUCAGACGCUCCAGCAGCAGAGCCUCCCGUGGCAGUGGUGCCCCCCGUGGAAACAACGACCCAGCCUUCGCCCCCUCCUCCGCCCCUCCCACCCCCACCUGUAGAGAGGACCGGCGGCAUCGGGGACUCCAGACCGCCUUCCUUCCAUCCCAACGCUACAGGCAGCGUGGAGACGCUGGACGAGCAGACGGAGACGGAGUCUGUGGUGUCGUUCAGGAGAGAGAGACCCCGGCACAGAGAGAGCUUGGAGCCGCACGGGCCUCGGAUGAACGGCCAGAGUCGACUGGAGCGCCACCUGGCAGGCUAUGAGAGCUCCAGCACGGUGAUGAGCAGUGAGCUGGAGACCACCAGCUUCUGUGACUCAGAGGACGACGACACUAUGAGCAGGUUCAGCAGCGCAACAGAGCAGAGCACGGCCUCCAGGCUCCUGAAACGACACCGCCGACGCAGGAAACAGCGCCCCCCACGAUUAGAGAGGGCGUCCUCCUUCAGCAGCGUGACAGACUCCACAAUGUCCCUGAACAUCAUCACCGUCACUCUCAACAUGGAGAAGUACAACUUCCUGGGCAUCAGCAUCGUGGGUCAGAGCAACGAGAGGGGAGAUGGAGGAAUCUACAUCGGCUCCAUCAUGAAGGGAGGAGCUGUGGCUGCAGAUGGACGCAUCGAACCUGGAGACAUGCUGCUGCAGGUGAAUGACAUCAACUUUGAGAACAUGAGUAACGACGAUGCUGUGCGGGUACUGAGAGAGAUCGUACACAAGCCGGGGCCCAUCAUCCUCACAGUGGCGAAGUGCUGGGACCCUUCUCCUCAGGGUUACUUCACUCUGCCUCGCAAUGAACCAAUCCGACCCAUAGACCCAGCGGCAUGGGUGAGCCACUCUGUCGCCAUGACCGGGGCUUACCCUCCCUUCCCGGGCAGCUCCUCCCUCAGCACCAUCACCUCCUCUUCCUCCGUCACUGAGACUGAACGUUUCGAUGACUUCAACUUAUCGCUGCACUCCGACAUGGCCUCCGUCGCCAAAGCCAUGGCCUCCCCAGAGUCGGGUCUGGAGGUCAGAGACCGCAUGUGGCUGAAAAUCACCAUCCCCAACGCUUUCCUCGGCUCAGACGUAGUGGAGUGGCUCUUCCACCACAUCGAGGGCUUCCAGGACCGCCGUGAAGCCAGGAAGUACGCCAGCAACCUCCUGAAGGCCGGCUUCAUCCGACACACCGUCAACAAGAUCACCUUCUCUGAACAGUGUUACUAUGUGUUUGGAGAUUUAAGUGACUGUGAGAACUACAUGGCCAACCUGUCUCUGAAUGACAAUGAUGGCUCCAGCGGGGCCUCAGACCAGGACACCCUGGCUCCCCUGCCCCUCCCCGGAGCGUCCCCAUGGCCCAUGAUGCACACCUUCCCCUACCAGCCGUACCCCACACACCCCUUCUCCAGCCAGCCACCUCCGUACCACGAGCUCACCAGCUACAGCUACGCCCCGGGCAGCACGGGCAGCCAGCACAGCGAAGGGAGCCGGAGCAGCGGGUCAACAAGGAGUGAGGGCGAGCGACGUCGCAGCACUAAAGGUCCCGGCAGCACGGUGGGCGGAGGAGAAAAAUCCCCCUCUGGUGCACCCGGAGAAGGAGGCGGGCCCGAUUCACGCUCUGGCAGCGGUAGCGAAUCGGAAUACUCCACCCGCAGCAGCCUCAGGCGAGGCCACGGUUCAGCCGCCCCAAGCGAGCACAGCCACGCCUCCUCCCAGCGCUCGCAUCACCACCGCUUACCCCAACCCCCCCACAUGUCCCCCUACCCGCCUGGCAUCCUCCCAUACAACCCAAUGAUGGUGAUGAUGGUACCCCAGCACCCACACCCGGCCAUGGCCACAGCUCACGCUCUUCCUCACCCACAGCAGAUGGCCACAGCCCCCAUGCAUCCAGCUCUAGGCAUGCCUCCUUCAUCCGUUCCAGGGGGGCCUCCUGGAGCUCCGCCCACCCGCGACCUUGGCUCCGUACCACCGGAGCUGACUGCCUCACGCCAGUCUUUCCACCUGGCCAUGGGAAACCCCAGCGAGUUUUUCGUGGACGUCAUGUAGUUUCUCUGUGACCUCUCAUGUGAAGUUAGUGUGCGGUUCCCACUUGUUUUGACGAGGAUCUGAUGGUAGCUUUUGGAGCUCACAAGGGCCUCGUGGUUUUGAGGGCGCUUGUUACACAUAUGGUGAGAACAGGGUUUCACAUCAGCAAGAAAAGAAAGAGAUUUAUUACACAAUGAAUGCAGGAUAUGUUCUGACUAAAUGUCUACAGAGUGUGACUUCUCCUUGUACCUGCCUUUUAAUCUGAAGGACCAGCUCUACUUUAUCUCAAACUCAUCCUGAUACAGAUACCAGUACCAAUAUCAGCACUGAUAUUUACUGAUACCAGUACUGAGAACUGCAUCAAUACCAGUACCAAUACCAGCUCCGAUACUAGCAUUGAAUGUGCAUGUGCAGUGAAACCAAUACUGCACCAGCACCGAUACUUGAAUCAAUACCAGCAUCUGUACUAGUUCAGACCCCAGUACUGAUAUCAGCACAGAUACAGUACUAAUACCAACACUACUGAUACUGGUACUGAUGACAAUAUAAAAACCAGUACAGAUACAGAACAGAUACAAAUCCUGAUAUCAGUACCAACACUAUCAUUGAUACUAGCAUCCAUAGUAGAACUGGUACUAGUACUAAUACCAGUACCAAUAUUAGCCCAGAUACUAGUACUAAGACCAACUCUUUUAACAGUGCAGAUAUCACUAUUGAUUCCAGCAUCUAUACCACUGCUGAUACUAGUUCAGACACCAGAACUGAUAUCAGCACAGAUACAGUACUAAUACCAACACUACUGAUAACAAUAUAAAUACCAGUACUGAUACAGCAUGGAUACAAAUCCUGAUAUCAGUACCAAUACUAUCAUUGAUACCAGCAUCCCUAAUAGCACUGAUACUAGUACUGAUACCAACUCUUUUACAGUGCUAGUAUCAGUAUCGAUUUAAGUAUCUACAUCAGUACUGAUACCAAAACCGAUAACAGUACAGAUAUCAAUAAUGAUCUCAAUGUUAGUAUUUGCAUCUGAUUCGCUCUAAAUGGCAGCCUCUGUAGGGAUGUCAGCUGAUGCACUGUUCUGGUACGGUAACGUUUUUCUGCCUCCGAAAAAUAACAAAUAGGUUUCAGAUAGACGCUUCUAUGGGACGAUACGAAAAGAUUUAAAACAUCUUAACCUUUUUUGCUAACAUGAGCAGCCCCGAACGGUAACAAAAAAUUAAAGACUCCAUAGUUUUGAUUGUAUAGGGUCUGGUAUGCAGAGCAACAACCAGAGUCCGGACUCUCAGAACUGGAAAUCUUUCAAAAUCUUAAUGUGACUUUGGAGUAAACAAACAUGACGGGCUAUUAGCUAUCUGGUACGUCCACUGCAGUCGCAAUUUCUUUUUGAUUCCUCUCCUCCUGGAUUGUGAUGUGUUCUAAACACUUCCGUCUUUGCUACAAACUAACAAGUAAGCCCCUUAUUUCUGACGUCUCUCUGAGUUUAUGCUUCGCCUUCACUGUUUUUGCCAUGGCUGCUUAUGUUGUGCUUCCAUCAUCAGUUCAGCGUGCAUCCUGAUUGGCUGUUGCUUCGUUCCACUUGACAAUCCAUAGGGCGCAUACUCGGAAGAGGAAGUUAGCCUAAAAUUAGCCCUGAUUAUCUUGUGGCAUGUGCUAAAGAUUGCAAUGUCAGUUGUGGCCUUUGCUCUGCCAUAGGAGGGGUAUGUGAUAUAACACUGGUAUUGGAUCUGGUAUUGGAAACAUCUCAAAUCUCAGUAGUAAGCUUGGUCAUUUUUCUCAGCAAACAAACUUCCAGUGAAGUAUUUGGAGUUCUUAUCAGAGCAAUCCUUCAAACAGAGGUGUGAUAUUUGAGCUAUUGUCCAUCCAGUAAUCAUUUUACCACCACAGGGCACCAGGUACACCAUGUACUUGAAAAAAGGUACAAUCCUGUUAACAUAUCCAGAUGAUUGGUAAGAAUCCAUUGCAUACUUUACGAGUGCCUUACUCUUUUUACCUUUACAGACAUUUCCACACUCCAGGUACAUGAAAAUGACUCCUUAUGUUCCAACAUUGUUUGACAAUGAACCUUUCUGUAUAUAUCUACUACUCUCAUGUAAAUGCAAACAACACAGAACAGCUAAUGUGAAAAGAAAAUAGGUCCAAAAAUGUCAGGUGAACUGUGUUUUAGAAAUCACUGUUUAGGCCUAGUCGUCAAUAACUCUAAUUGUAAGGUUGGUGUGGGACUGUAGAGGCUUAACGGUACUAAUAGGACAAAAGAUGGCUGACACGGCGGUACUUUGAUUACAUUCAGUGUGUAUCCUAAGUUACUGUGAUCCAAAUGCCCCAGCUCCCCAUGCUUAUUUUUAUGUUACUGACUCGCAUUAUUCACCCAUUUCAUUUUUGUAUGAGUGACUAUAUAAAUCAUGUAUAACCAAACUAUUAAGGUGCUAAAUGAAGAUUCAACAUUUCAAAAAGAAAUGACAUUGACUGUGUCAUGUUUGAUUUCAUAUCGCCACCUUUGUUUGUGUAUUUGAGAAUAAAUUUGAUACUGACAUUCUG
Messenger RNA from Notolabrus celidotus (New Zealand spotty), 5156 nucleotides. RefSeq names its product dishevelled segment polarity protein 2 (gene dvl2). The transcript is spliced from 15 exons. Bases 339 to 2642 code for a protein of 767 amino acids. Gene Ontology annotation, biological process: canonical Wnt signaling pathway; intracellular signal transduction. Gene Ontology annotation, molecular function: frizzled binding. Gene Ontology annotation, cellular component: cytosol. Lineage: Eukaryota; Metazoa; Chordata; Actinopteri; Labriformes; Labridae. The record is from RefSeq and is a predicted model, not a curated record.